Molecule: messenger RNA, 2853 nt
Organism: Bombyx mandarina (wild silkworm)
Lineage: Eukaryota; Metazoa; Arthropoda; Insecta; Lepidoptera; Bombycidae
Product: heterogeneous nuclear ribonucleoprotein Q
Molecular function (GO): RNA binding
Source: RefSeq, a predicted model, not a curated record
CGGCGUUGCUGCUGCACGCCUGCACCGGCGGUUGCAACACCCUCCCCCCUUCGUUCUCGGCUUCUCACUCGACGCCGUCUUGCCGCUAGCCUGUCUCACCUCGCGGCCGGCAGCCUUGCGCGACGCGCCGCGCUCUUUCACAUUCAAAAUUAUUCGCAACCAUUGCAAAAACUCUCUGUGCAAUAAUAAAAAAUACAUUAUCGGUCAUUGCGGCUGUCAUUAGGUUUAUAACAGAGAGAUUAGAAAUUUAUCAACAGAAUUAAUUGUGCAAAUUUUAGUGGCCUUAAAAGUUUGAAUGCACUCCUCGUUGCAUAUCCCGCGAACGCGCCUCGUUAUGAGAACCCCGUAGGUAUUGGCGGUCACGUUGACGUCGCGCGGACCGCGGUGCCGCCAUAUCUGUCUCGGCCACAACUAGCAAAAUUAAUAGGCCCAAAAUUGUGUUCAUCUCUAAUCAUAGAAAUUCAAUAACCCGCGCAUUCGCUUUUUGAAAUUCGCCUUCACCCGGAUGGAAUGAGGAGUGCACAAUCUUAUUGUUUCACUGUUUCAUAUGUUUGAACAUCUUUUGUUUUUUUGUUUUUCGGACGAUUAGAGAAUUGUCAUUUUGUUACAAAAUUACAAAAAUUGUAAAAUAAAGAAUGGCGGAGGGCAAUGGAGAAAUAUCCUAUGAUGAGGUAGCUGGGAAGGAUUCUGAUGUUGGCCGGACAGAAGAUUACCACAAACUUAUUGAGUAUGGCUUGGAUCCUAAGGUAGCCGCCAAGCUCGACGACAUUUAUAAGACUGGAAAGCUAGCGCACGCAGAGUUGGACGAGCGUGCUCUAGAUGCCUUAAAAGAAUUUCCAUCCGACGGUGCUUUAAGUGUUCUUGGACAAUUUUUAGAUUCAAAUCUCGAACAUGUAUCCAAUAAAAGUGCUUUUUUGUGUGGAGUUAUGAAGACCUAUAGACAGAAAAGUCGGGCGGGCGUUCCCGGUGCUCCCGCUCUGACUCCGACUGUGCAGGUCAAGGGCCCCGACGAGGAGAAGAUAAAGCAAAUCUUGGCCCGAACCGGUUACACGUUAGAUGUGACUACAGGUCAACGCAAGUAUGGGGGUCCGCCGCCCGGGUGGGAGGGGGGCACGCCGGGCGCCGGCUGCGAGGUGUUCUGCGGCAAGAUCCCCAAGGACAUGUACGAGGACGAACUCAUACCGCUGUUCGAACGCUGCGGCACUAUCUGGGACCUGCGACUCAUGAUGGACCCCAUGACGGGUGCCAACCGCGGCUACGCCUUCGUCACCUUCACCACCAGGGACGCCACGCAGCGGGCCGUGCACGAGCUGAAUGAUUAUGAAAUUCGAAAGGGGAAAAAGAUUGGCGUUACCGUUUCCUUUAACAAUCACCGGUUAUUCGUGGGGAAUAUUCCCAAGAAUCGAGAUCGGGACGAAUUGUUUGAGGAGUUUUCUAAGCACGCACCUGGCCUCGUUGAAGUCAUUAUAUAUAGUUCGCCCGAUGACAAGAAGAAAAAUAGAGGAUUUUGUUUUUUGGAAUACGAGUCUCACAAAGCGGCUUCGCUGGCCAAGCGCAGACUCGGCACCGGGAGGAUAAAGCAGGUUUGGGGCUGUGAUAUUAUAGUCGACUGGGCUGACCCUCAAGAAGAACCCGACGAGCAGACCAUGAGCAAAGUGAAGGUGCUGUACGUGCGGAACCUGACUCAGGACAUUACGGAGGAGGCGCUAAAAGAAGAGUUCGAGCACUACGGGAACGUGGAGCGAGUUAAGAAGAUCAAGGACUAUGCCUUCGUGCACUUCGACGACAGGGACUGCGCGGUGAAGGCGAUGCAAGAAUUGGACGGGAAAGACCUGGGAGGAUCCCGCUUGGAGGUGUCACUGGCGAAACCACCUUCGGACAAGAAGAAGAAGGAGGAGAUCCUACGUGCUCGCGAACGUCGUAUGAUGCAGAUGAUACACGGACGCUCUGGGUUCGACUGGUGCGGGUGCUCGCCGCCGCACGCCAUGCGGGGCCGCACGCCGCAGCAGGCGCCGCGCCCGCAGCACGCCCGCCCCGACUACGAUUAUGAUUACGACUAUUACGGAUACGGUGAUUACCGAGGUGGCUACAAUGAGCCGUUUUACCGGUACGAUGAGUUCUAUUUUGAUUACGCGGGGCCGCCGCAACCGUCCGCCGUCCGCCAGCCUCCCAACAGACCGCAGCCGGCUGGGUCAUGUGGGACGGGCGGUCGGUGGGCGCGACGCGGGGGCGCGGCUGGGGCCCGUGGUGGUGCUCGCCGCGCCGCACGUGGCCGGCGCACGCCCAGCGCCACCCCUGGCAACCCGCGCGCCAACCCAAGUUUACCAGGUAAACGCAAGCACGACGGGGGUCACGAGAACCAAGGGGGAGAGUCGAAGCGGCGGCUGGGCGCGACGGCGUGCGGGUGGGGGUCGCCGGCGGCCGCGAGCUAGUGCCGUCCCCCGCCCCGGCCCCGCCCCCGCCGCCGCCCGCCCUCGCCCCCGCCGGCGCCAUUCGCGGUGAGCCCCCGCUUGGAGCACUACAAACUGUGCGGGGGAGCACUUGCCGCGUCCCCAGCGCCAGCCGCGAGGGUCCCCGACCCCUUAUUUUUUCUAUAUAUGUGUUUUUUUAUUUGAUUUUCAAGUUUUCGAUUUUGUAUCGCAUCGAUUCCGUAAAAAUCUUAAAGUAGGACGUUAUGAAAUGUUUCGAUUGUAAGUUUUCCGUUAUGCUUAUGUUUUGUCUGUCGUAUCGUAUCGGCCGUAUAUAUAUUUGUUUGAUAUGUAAGGUAGGGGCGACGCGCGGCUGCGGUUUCCUGUUUGCGUCCGCGCGCUCGACUCUGGAAACCCUCGACUGUCUGUUUUUUUUUUAAUACAU